AAUUUAUAGUAUUUGUAAAGAUUCCAAUUUUUCCUCCGAGUGCCCCCCAAAAGAAUUGAGGAAGAUGUUGAGAGUAGCAAGCCGGAGGCUUUCGGUUUCUCUCUGGAGGUCCACCUGGACACCGACCUCCGCCACCGCCGCCUUUAAAUACCCAGUCGGCGGAGCCACCGACCACCAGGAGGAUUCUAGAUCUACCAUCUUCUUCCUUCGUUUUUCCUCUAACACUCAUCCCCAAUUUCAUUUUCCUGGCAGAGGUUUUGCUUCUAACUCAGUUGCCCCAAAGAAUGAAAGCAGUGGCAUUACAGAGAUUCCGGCAACUGAGACUGCUAUAAAAAAUCCAACUUCAAAGAUAGUUUAUGAUGAGUACAACCAUGAGCGCUACCCUCCUGGUGACCCCAGUAAGCGGGCUUUCGCCUAUUUUGUCUUGACUGGUGGCAGAUUUGUAUAUGCUUCCCUGCUUCGCCUUCUCGUUCUGAAGUUCAUUCUCAGCAUGUCAGCUAGCAAGGAUGUUCUCGCUCUGGCUUCCCUUGAGGUUGAUCUGUCCAGCAUUGAACCUGGCAGCACUGUGACUGUCAAGUGGCGUGGAAAACCGGUGUUCAUCAGGCGCCGAACUGAGGAGGACAUUAAGCUGGCUAACACCGUUGAUUUGGGAUCUCUCCGUGACCCACAGGAAGACUCAGAGAGGGUUAAGAAUCCUGAAUGGCUUAUCGUCGUCGGGGUCUGCACUCACCUUGGUUGCAUCCCUUUACCAAACGCUGGUGACUUCGGAGGGUGGUUUUGCCCCUGCCAUGGCUCACAUUAUGAUAUCUCUGGCAGAAUUCGGAAGGGGCCUGCUCCAUACAAUCUGGAAGUACCUACAUAUACUUUCUUGGACGAAAACAAGCUAAUGGUUGGAUGAGAGAUACCAAGUGUAGUUAUCUGUUGUAUAAGAACUCUGAUACUCGUUUCAGAUGAUGGUUGUUUUUCUUCUCAUUUCCUUUAAGCAUAUUUACUGUCGGUAUUACGUAACUGGCAAGUUGCCACUGCUGUGGACUUGGUGAAAUAAAAUGUUUGUUCCACUAUU
Messenger RNA from Olea europaea var. sylvestris, 1063 nucleotides. RefSeq names its product cytochrome b-c1 complex subunit Rieske-4, mitochondrial-like. Gene Ontology annotation, cellular component: membrane. The transcript has 2 exons. Gene Ontology annotation, biological process: mitochondrial electron transport, ubiquinol to cytochrome c. NCBI's taxonomy places the organism in Eukaryota, Viridiplantae, Streptophyta, Magnoliopsida, Lamiales, Oleaceae. The record is from RefSeq and is a predicted model, not a curated record. Gene Ontology annotation, molecular function: quinol-cytochrome-c reductase activity; 2 iron, 2 sulfur cluster binding. The coding region runs from base 65 to 898 and encodes 277 amino acids.